GUCAACGAACAUACAUAACCUGUAUAAAUUAUAGGAUAAUAAUGUUUUUAUAUGGAAGAAUAUUUUUGAAAGAUUCAAACGUUUAUGAAAAUUAGUUAUUUCAUGACUUGAAUUACUUGUGGAGUUAUCAAAAAAUUUUAAUUGGUUUCUGAAACAUGUCUGAACAAAGUAAACCAGGGGCACAGCCCUUGGUGAAAAUCGGACACUACAUUUUAGGAAAAACUUUGGGUGUAGGUACUUUUGGAAAAGUUAAAAUGGGAGAACAUCAGCUUACAAAACAUAAAGUAGCUGUCAAAAUUUUGAACAGACAAAAAAUUAAAAGUUUAGAUGUGGUAGGAAAAAUUCGAAGAGAGAUUCAGAACCUGAAACUUUUUAGACACCCUCAUAUUAUUAAACUUUACCAAGUUAUAAGUACUCCCACUGAUAUAUUCAUGAUAAUGGAAUAUGUAUCUGGUGGAGAACUCUUUGAUUACAUCGUUAAACAUGGAAAGCUACAUGAGCAUGAGGCAAGAAGAUUUUUUCAGCAGAUUAUAUCAGGUGUUGAUUAUUGUCAUAGACAUAUGAUUGUCCAUCGAGACUUGAAACCAGAGAAUUUAUUGCUCGAUCACAAUAUGCAUGUAAAAAUUGCUGAUUUUGGAUUGUCCAACAUGAUGAUGGAUGGUGAAUUUCUGAGAACCAGCUGUGGAUCACCAAACUAUGCUGCUCCAGAGGUUAUAUCCGGAAAGUUAUAUGCAGGACCUGAAGUAGAUAUAUGGUCAUGUGGGGUAAUCCUUUAUGCUCUGCUUUGUGGUACUUUGCCAUUUGAUGAUGAGCAUGUCCCCACUCUCUUUCGAAAAAUCAAAGCAGGAAUAUUUCCUAUCCCAGAGUAUUUGAAUAAGCAGGUAGUCAACCUGCUUUGUCAAAUGUUACAGAUAGAUCCAAUGAAAAGAGCUAGUAUAGAUGAUAUAAAAAAGCAUGACUGGUUCCAAAAGGAAUGCCCAGCCUAUUUAUUCCCUUCCCCUGUAGAACAGGACUCGUCGGUCAUUGAUACUGAUGCCAUAAAAGAAGUAUGUGAUAAAUUUGGAGUUCAAGAGACAGAGGUUCACAGUGCCCUUCUGAGUGGGGAUCCCCAUGAUCAAUUAGCCAUAGCCUACCACUUAAUAAUUGACAAUAAGCGAAUCGCUGAUGAAGCUGCUAAAGCUGAAAUGAAAGAUUUUUAUGUUGCUGGUAGUCCACCACCAGUUAACUUAAUGGGUAGUGGCACAUCCGAGUAUAGCAGUCCAAUGAAACCCCACCCUGAAAGAAUUAUUCCACAGAAGCCACCUGUGAGUAGCACUGAAAAAAGAGCUAAAAGAGCCAAGUGGCAUUUAGGUAUUCGCUCCCAAAGUAAACCUAAUGACAUCAUGAUGGAAGUGUAUAGAGCUAUGAAGGCAUUGGAUUACGAAUGGAAAGUUAUAAAUCCGUAUCAUGUAAGAGUUAGACACAAGAACAAAAUGCUCAAUAGGCAUAUCAUGAUGUCUCUGCAGCUGUACCAAGUAAGUAAGAUAAGUUGGCCAUGAGCACUAUUUAUUAUU
Messenger RNA from Leptinotarsa decemlineata (Colorado potato beetle), 1553 nucleotides. It is a transcript of the gene AMPKalpha, whose product is annotated as AMP-activated protein kinase alpha subunit. The record is from RefSeq and is a predicted model, not a curated record. Gene Ontology annotation, biological process: intracellular signal transduction; protein phosphorylation. Gene Ontology annotation, molecular function: protein serine/threonine kinase activity; ATP binding. Gene Ontology annotation, cellular component: cytoplasm. Lineage: Eukaryota; Metazoa; Arthropoda; Insecta; Coleoptera; Chrysomelidae.